Blastomyces dermatitidis ER-3 is the source of this 2240-nucleotide messenger RNA. RefSeq names its product GTP cyclohydrolase II. The transcript is spliced from 10 exons. Gene Ontology annotation, molecular function: GTP cyclohydrolase II activity. Gene Ontology annotation, biological process: riboflavin biosynthetic process. The coding region runs from base 394 to 1881 and encodes 495 amino acids. NCBI's taxonomy places the organism in Eukaryota, Fungi, Ascomycota, Eurotiomycetes, Onygenales, Ajellomycetaceae. The record is from RefSeq and is a predicted model, not a curated record.
GCGGUUGCGGGGCUUAGUCGCUGCCCGGGAACAAAUGUCACCAGGUGCAAGCCUCCGCGUUCGGCCGCCGUGAUGUCCAUGAUGCGCUGAGAGUCUGAAUUUCGUUUUAUUUCGAAAUUCACCAUAUGGUAAAGGAACUCUUAUAUUCAAAGGUACCUCGCCUACGGGAUCCUGUUGGAUGAUGCAGUGCUGUUUUUGGCUAUUCCAUCAUACAUAGUAGCUUGGUUGCUACACCGCUGCUGAGGUGGGGUUAACAUUCAGGUGCCCAACCGAUAUUUAUUUCUGUUGGAGUUCUCCGCAUAGCGGGCUUGCGUUCUACCUUUUUCUCCGUAUGCAUCUCUAUCACUUUUCACCCCCCUCACACCUUUUAAGGCUCCUAGCACACUAUUCGCAAUGGCAGCUUCCCUUUCCGGCCCGGGCAACGACUUGAGGGGAAUCCUGGCGGCCCUCGAAAAGAUACAGGUUGACAAUUCCCACUUGUCCAGUUCCGUCGAGGAAAUAAAGGAGAAAGUUGAGUUACUAGCUACCCAUGAUGAUAUUCCUGAGCCCGACGCAAAGGAUGAAGCUCAAGUGCUCGGGUCUGCGCCAGCCCCAGCAGGAAAAUAUACUCCGCGUAAAACUUCUGGAACCUCUCGCAUUAUUCUUACCACUUACCCCGGCCAAUCUGGGAUAAACCCCAUAGUUAUGGACUGGGGGAACUCUGAUCCAAUCAAACGAGGACCAGUCGUAGUGAGCAGACACCCUGACACGGUGAAGAAAAGAAACGCGAUCGGUGCUCAUGGUGGUUCCUAUUCCAUAUACUACGCUCUUGCUGUAGCCAGCAAAGAUCUCAAUGUUGACCACCGCCCCGAUUUCACUAAUACGGAGCCUCCCGUCAACAUUGGGCCUUUCCCCCAGUGGACAGAUCCGAAAAAGAUAGUUUCAAUGGAUCCAUGGGGCCAUCGUGCUCCAUUCGACUUCACUGAGAUGAUCAAAAAGGGAGGCGUGGAUAUUCGGCCCACUAUUGCCGUCACAAAAGCGCAUAUGAAAUUGCCCGAAUUGAAGCAGAGUGUCGAGACCGGCAGGUUGAAGGUGGACGGGAAAAUAUGCCUGAAUGAGUCCGGGGAGCUGGCUGUGACGAAGAUCGCUGUUGAACCAGUCUGGUACCUGCCAGGCGUAGCGGAAAGAUUUGGCAUCGAUGAAGGCACUCUGCGCAGAUCACUUUUCGAAAAUACAGGCGGUUCAUACCCAGAGCUUAUCACCAGGGGUGAUAUCAAGCUGUUCCUUCCACCCAUUGGAGGCUUAACGGUGUACUGCUUCGGCGACCCUGCCAGGAUGUCCGACCCAAAUGUGAAAUUGGCUCUUCGAGUUCAUGACGAAUGUAACGGCAGUGACGUUUUCGGAUCUGAUAUCUGUACCUGCCGCCCUUACUUAAUCUUCGGGAUAGAAGAAGCUGUCAAGGAGGCUCAGCAUGGGGGGAGUGGUGUUGUCAUUUACUUUCGAAAGGAGGGUCGGGCCCUUGGAGAAGUCACAAAAUACUUGGUCUACAAUGCCCGGAAGCGAGGAUCUGAUCGUGCCAGUGAAUAUUUCAAAAGAACUGAAAAUAUUGCUGGAGUCAAGGACAUGCGCUUUCAAGCUCUUAUGCCAGACAUCUUACACUGGCUGGGUAUUACCAAAAUCGAUCGCAUGUUGAGCAUGUCGAACAUGAAACACGAUGCAAUCGUUGAACAAGGCAUACCGAUCCAUGAGCGAGUCCCCAUACCAGAUGAUUUGAUUCCCGAAGACAGUCGGGUAGAAAUCGAUGCAAAAAUCCACGCUGGUUACUUCACUACCGGCAAGGUCUUGAGUGCGGAUGAGCUUUCCAAGGUGCAAGGGCGCGCGUGGGAAGAUGUUGAUCAUUGAGAGGGAGGUUGUCGGGCCCCGUCCAUCAUAAUGGGGAUAAGCCACUUCCGGGAAGGUGUCGCAGAAUGAAGUACAACGCCAGUAACGAAGCCGUGAGGCCAUUUUCCUCGUUUCUUCUGUUUUCCCUUGAUGAUCCAUAUGGCGUAGUUUUACUAGAAAGUUUCAGGAAUACAUACUCACUAUCUAAUGUAACAUGGAAAUGUUUUAUUUAAAUACCUGGUCAUCUGGACAAUUGAACUUGCUAGCCAUCAUCCCCUGGGCUUAGGAACACAAAUGAGUAGAGAAAAACCAAGCCUGAGCCAUACGCAUGCGAUUGCCCCAUAUUUCCGCCAAGACAUUCCGGGCGUAGGGUUUUCUGG